Saccharomycopsis crataegensis is the source of this 1869-nucleotide messenger RNA. RefSeq names its product lysophospholipase family protein. The coding region runs from base 1 to 1869 and encodes 622 amino acids. The record is from RefSeq and is a predicted model, not a curated record. The transcript has a single exon. NCBI's taxonomy places the organism in Eukaryota, Fungi, Ascomycota, Saccharomycetes, Ascoideales, Saccharomycopsidaceae. Gene Ontology annotation, cellular component: cytosol; extracellular region; plasma membrane. Gene Ontology annotation, molecular function: A2-type glycerophospholipase activity. Gene Ontology annotation, biological process: glycerophospholipid catabolic process.
AUGAUUGUUUCUUUAGCAUCUGCUCUACUAUUGAUAUCUCCUGCCUUUGCUUGGUCUCCUACUGACUCAUAUGCCCCAGGAUCCUUGUCGUGUCCUGCCAAUGUUUCUUUGGUUAGAGAAGCUUCCGGCUUGUCGACUAACGAGUCGGAUUGGUUGACCAAACGUCAUGCAAACACUGACCAAGCUUUGAAAGACUUCUUGACUUACAAUAUCUCUCUUACGGAUUUCGAUGUGGAUACAUUUUUCAACUCUCUCAACAAAUCAAUCAAUGUCGGUUUGGCGUUCAGCGGCGGUGGGUACCGUGCCAUGACUUGUGGUGCUGGGCAAUUGGCCGCUUUAGAUAAUAGAACCACAAAUGCUUUUGAAAAUGGUCUUGGUGGGUUAUUACAAGCUGCCACCUACCUUGCAGGUUUGUCCGGUGGUAAUUGGUUAACAGGUACUAUUUCUUUCAACAAUUUUACCUCUGUCGAGGAUAUCCUUAAUAACGGGAGUAUUUGGGAUUUAUCGCAUGCAAUUUAUAAUCCAGGCGGAGUCAAUCUUUUUAAAACCGCCUCCGUUUUUGAUAGUAUGGCUGAUGAUAUUGAAGCCAAAGAAGAUGCUGGAUUCAAUACCUCCAUCACCGAUAUUUGGGCUCGGGCUUUAUCUCAUCAGUUUUUCGAUGAUCCUUUGUACGGUGCAGCCUUGACAUUCUCCACUUUGAGAGACGCCCCGGUUUUCCAGAACGGAGAAAUGCCAUUCCCAAUCAGUGUUAGUGAUGGUCGUUAUCCACAAACCAAGAUCAUCAGCUCUAACUCGACCGUGUUUGAAUUCAACCCAUUUGAAAUGGGGUCAUGGGAUCCAUACUUGAACGCUUUCACUGACAUCAAGUACUUGGGGACUAAUGUCACCAAUGGUCAAUCCAACAUCACUGGUCAAUGUAUUGGUGGGUUUGAUAAUGCUGGAUUCAUUAUGGGAACCUCUUCUUCGUUGUUCAACCAAUUUUUAUUACAAUUAAACUCCACCGGGUUAUCCGGAACACUCUAUACUCUUGCCGAAAAGAUUUUGAGCAGCAUUGAUCUGAGUGACAAUGAUAUUGCUGACUACACCCCAAACCCAUUCUAUAAGACCACUCACGGUUCUUCCAACUCUCUUUCUGAUUCCGAACACUUGUAUUUGGUUGACGGUGGUGAAGAUCUUCAAAACAUCCCAUUGGCUCCACUUAUCGAACCAAAGCGUGAAUUGGAUGUUAUCUUUGCCUUUGAUAAUAGUGCUGAUACCGACCAAUAUUGGCCGAACGGUACUUCAAUGGUUUACACUUACCAGCGUCAAUUUACCGAUGCUAAUGGUUCGGCAUUUCCUUAUGUUCCAGACAUGCAUACUUUCCGUGCCGCCAACAUGACCGCCAAACCAGCGUUCUUUGGAUGUGAUGCUUCCAACUUGACUGACCUUUCCAGUAUCCCUCCAUUGGUGGUUUACGUUGCCAACCGUCCAUUCUCUUACUGGUCCAACACCAGUACUUUCAAGAUGUCUUAUGAAGAGGACGAAAAGAGAGGUAUGAUCACCAAUGGGUUCGAAGUCGCCAGUCGUUUGAACCGUACUUUAGACAGUACUUGGAAAGAAUGUGUGGCCUGUGCCAUCAUUAGAAGAUCCCAAGAAAGAUUGAAUCAAGCUCAAACUGCUCAAUGUCAAGCUUGUUUCGAAGAGUACUGCUGGAAUGGAGACUAUGUCGAAACUGAUGUUGGGAUUAAUUUCACUAAUAAUGGUACUACCAAUGGAGACGAAGAAAAUUACAACGCCACUAGCGGAGCCGGCAGUUUGUACGGUAAGAGUGAACUUAAUAUGAAAUGGGUGGCAGUUUUCGGGUUAGUGGUUGUCGGCUUGUUGAUUUGA